Pseudomyrmex gracilis is the source of this 876-nucleotide messenger RNA. RefSeq lists its product as uncharacterized. The coding region runs from base 48 to 839 and encodes 263 amino acids. NCBI's taxonomy places the organism in Eukaryota, Metazoa, Arthropoda, Insecta, Hymenoptera, Formicidae. The record is from RefSeq and is a predicted model, not a curated record. The transcript has 3 exons.
UGAUCGCCGAUAAUCGCGUUCGUUGUCGAGAUAACAAUUGAUAGAACAUGAGACUCGCUGUCGGUCUUUUUCUCAUUCUGUGGAACGAGAUGUUGUGGAACACCGGAAGCGCCAGCGAGAAGCAUCAUCAUCACGUGCACUUCAAGAUUCACGUGCCAGAGAUUAUAAAUCACAAGAUUCACACGAAGACGGUGUUCAUACACGUACACAAGCCGGACUUAUCGGUACCGAAGAAGAAACCCAAGCACAAGGAAGAAGCGCCGAAGAAGACGUACCACAAGGAAUCGCAUCACGACUGGAGUUCCUGGAGCGCUUACGAUUACAACAAUAAUCACGAAGAGGAUUCGGGCAAUGAUCUGUCCGAGGGUUACAGGAACGACGACGCGGCAAACAAAGAGAUGACACAUAAGAACAACAAUCCUUCCGUCUCGCCGCUUUACAGAGAUUCUUACAUGCCGCAUCACGACGACGAGUCCAAUUAUCUCAAGGGAAAACACGGCGACAUGAUUGGAUAUUCGUAUCCUCCGCAGUACUCGGUGCAAGAAAAUGUCAAAGAAACGGAUGAGAAUGACGUGGAACCCUACGUGCACAUGUACGAAGAGGGUUAUCACAAAGGAGGUGAGUCCGCGAUCGGACACACUGUCUCGAACGAUGUGACAAAGUUCUACGAUAACAAGCACGAGGAAGGUGGUCACUCCGUUGAGGACUAUAAAAAUGAAAAAAAUGAAUCGAGAGAAAAAACACACGCCGGUCGUUACUUCGUCGACGAUUCGGAUUAUCAGCACAAGAAUAAUAAGUACGAGGCGAAGAAGCGCAUGUUUUCGAAAAAGUGGUUAUAAAAAAUUAUUAGAUACACAUGCGAAGAGAGAGAGAGAG